Messenger RNA from Psammomys obesus (fat sand rat), 1443 nucleotides. RefSeq names its product glia maturation factor gamma (gene Gmfg). Gene Ontology annotation, molecular function: actin binding; Arp2/3 complex binding. The transcript is spliced from 7 exons. Bases 920 to 1348 code for a protein of 142 amino acids. NCBI's taxonomy places the organism in Eukaryota, Metazoa, Chordata, Mammalia, Rodentia, Muridae. The record is from RefSeq and is a predicted model, not a curated record. Gene Ontology annotation, cellular component: actin cortical patch. Gene Ontology annotation, biological process: actin filament debranching; negative regulation of Arp2/3 complex-mediated actin nucleation.
UUUAAUUUUUUGUAUUAUUUGUUAUGUUUUAUUUUUUUUGACAAUUUAAUUGAUUUUUUUAAAUGUAUGCAUAUGAGUAGGUCCUAUUACCCAGGGUUUAUUUCAAGAAGGGAAAGGGAACAAUAUGGGGGGGGGUGAUGUGCAUGGGAUCAAAAAGCCAAGUCUUGUUUGUUUUAAUGAUUUACUUUUUAAAAAUUUUAUGUGUGUUGUUUUUUUUCUGCACGUGUCUGUGAGAGUGUCAGAUCUCCUGAAGCUGGAGAUACAGACAGGUAUGAGCUGCUAUGUGGGUGCUGGGAAUUGAAGCCCAGGUCCUCUGGGAAAACAGUCAGUGCUCUUAACUGAUGAGCCAUCUCUCCAGCUUCUUUUUUAGUGUUUUGAGACAGGGUUUCUCUGUGUAGCCCUGGUUGUGCUGGAACUCGAUCUGUAGACCAGGCUGGCCUUGAACUCAGAGAUCCACCUGCCUCUGCCUCCUGAGUGCUGGGAUUAAAGAGGUGUGCCACCACUGCCUAGCUGGCCAGUGAGCCAUCUUUGGGGUCCCUGUUUUUUGUUGUUGUGUUUUUGAGACAAUCUCAUGUAGGCUCAGGUGGACUUAACUGUAGUCCAGGUUGGCCUCAAACUUGCUAUGUAGCCAUGACCUUAACUCAUGAUCUCCUGUUUUAUCUUCACAGCAAUACUGUAUCAGAGGUGUGGAUUUACUUAGCUAGGGCCACAGUGAGGCAGUAUUCGAACCUCCAUCUUAGAAAAGCCUCACAGGUUCUGGCAGAUGAGGGGAAGGAAGAGAGGGAGGAGCCCUUUGUGACAGUUGUGCCAGGCAUAAACAGGAUGUGGUGUUAGAUGAAAGCUUCCCCUUUCCACAGCCCGCCACUCCUCACCCCUAGAAGACAAUUGAACUGAGAAGAGGCCCGAGGACAGAAAAACCAUGUCGGAUUCCCUGGUGGUGUGUGAAGUAGACCCGGAGCUAAAGGAAAAGCUGAGGAAAUUCCGCUUCCGCAAGGAGACCAACAAUGCAGCCAUCAUAAUGAAAGUGGACAAAGACCGGCAGAUGGUGGUGCUGGAGGAAGAAUUCCAGAACAUUUCCCCAGAGGAACUUAAGUUGGGGUUGCCGGAGAGACAGCCCAGGUUCGUGCUCUACAGCUACAAGUAUGAGCACGCUGACGGCAGGGUGUCCUACCCCCUCUGCUUCAUCUUCUCCAGCCCUGUGGGCUGCAAGCCUGAGCAGCAGAUGAUGUAUGCAGGGAGCAAAAACUGGCUGGUGCAGACCGCGGAGCUCACCAAGGUGUUUGAAAUCCGCACCACGGACGACCUCACGGAGGCCUGGCUGAAGGAAAAGUUAGCGUUCUUUCGUUGACCUCUGACCCGGGGACUUGAAAUACUUACGUCUGAGGACUCAGAAUUCUAGGAUAUGUACAUCCAAGAGUUGAAUAAAAGGUCUAGAGAAGGAGA